Boeremia exigua is the source of this 1323-nucleotide messenger RNA. RefSeq names its product glutamyl-tRNA amidotransferase subunit A. Bases 1 to 1323 code for a protein of 440 amino acids. Gene Ontology annotation, molecular function: catalytic activity. The record is from RefSeq and is a predicted model, not a curated record. Lineage: Eukaryota; Fungi; Ascomycota; Dothideomycetes; Pleosporales; Didymellaceae. The transcript has 3 exons.
AUGAGCACCGACCUGUACAGACUUACGGCCACCGAGGUCCUGCAGAAGACCAAAUCUGGCGAGGUCUCAGUAGAAGAGUACGCAGCGUCACUUCUGAAGCGAAUCGAGGCGCGAGAUGAGGCCGUUCAGGCUUGGGCGUAUUUGGACUCAGAAUAUGUAAUCAAGCAAGCAAAAGCACUGGAUGCCAUCCCGAAAUCAGAUCGAGGACCACUACACGGAGUGGCUAUUGCUGUGAAAGACGUCAUCUUUACAAAAGAUAUGCCUACGCAGUUCAACUCACCUGUGUACAAAGACAAUGCGCCGAAAGUUGAUGCAGGUUCCAUCAUGGUGCUGCGGAAAGCGGGUGCACUUAUCUUGGGCAAGACGACCACAACUGAGUUCGCAGCAACUACUGUAGGCCCCAAAACACGGAAUCCAUACGACUCAUCGCGUACGCCUGGCGGCUCUUCCUCAGGCUCGGGUGCCGCUGUUGGCGACUUUCAAGCGCCCGUCGGUCUCGGAACUCAGACCGGUGGUAGCACAAUUCGCCCUGGCUCUUAUAACGGCAUUUAUGCCUUCAAGCCCACAUGGAACACUGUUACUCGCGAAGGCCAGAAGAUAUACGCUCUCAUCCUGGAUACCCUUGGAUUCUAUGCUCGCAGCAUCGCUGAUCUCGAGCUUCUUGCCGAUGCGUUUGCCAUCUUCGAUGAUGUCCCUGCUCCGCUAGACUUCACGAUCAAGGGCGCAAAAUUUGCGUUUCUGAAGACCAUGGUCUGGCCGAACGUCGGUCCUGGUACAACUGAGGCGCUUGAAAAGGCAGUUUCUUUACUUCGUGCCCACGGCGCACAAGUUGAGGAAUGUUUUUUGCCUGAGCAGCUCACAGAUCUCCCCGCUUGGCAUGCGACAGUACUCGCCUCCGAAGGCCGCACAGCGUUUCUACCCGAAUAUGCUGUUGCCAAAGAGAGUAUCUCAAAACAGCUUGUAGGUCAUGUGGAAAACAGUGAGAAAAUUUCGCGGAAAGCUCAGCUGGAGGCGUUUGACAACAUCUCUACGGCCAGACCUGUCGUGGAUGAAAUCCUUAGCCGAUACGAUGCAGUUAUCACACCAAGCGUGCCAGAUGAGGCGCCUUUGGGGAUCGAGAAGACUGGAAGUGCGGCAUUCUGCUUGAUUUGGACGGCAUUACACACUCCUGUAGUCAAUGUGCCAGGGUUCUGUGGCGAACACGGGAUGCCGAUCGGUCUUUCACUAGUUGCCCCUCGCUAUCACGAUAGACGAUUACUUGCAGUGAGUAAGAAAGUUGGGGAGAUCUUUGAAGCAGAGGGUGGAUGGAAGCGAUCAGUUUGA